Molecule: messenger RNA, 8255 nt
Organism: Ctenopharyngodon idella (grass carp)
Lineage: Eukaryota; Metazoa; Chordata; Actinopteri; Cypriniformes; Xenocyprididae
Gene: ptchd1
Product: patched domain containing 1
Exons: 4
Coding region: 2815-5478 (887 amino acids)
Biological process (GO): cognition; chemical synaptic transmission
Cellular component (GO): plasma membrane; synapse
Source: RefSeq, a predicted model, not a curated record
UAAGAAAAUGAUUCAAAAAAGUUUGAGGUAAAAUGAGGAUAAAGAUUAGGGGAAGGAAAAUUACAUCAUUGACAUUCAGCUCACAUUUUCUCUCCUCCCUUCGUUUCUCUGCAUCUCUCCCUCUCCCUUCCAUCACUCUUAGUCUCUUUCCUACUCACUCUAUCUCUCUUUCUCCUCUUCUCUCAAUCCAGGUCUCCUCCUUCCUCUCACAUCAACUUUUCCCCAGACUCCACAGCAAAGCAAACAAACUGAGCUUUAUUCAGUUCAGGUUUUCUCUGAACACCGUACAGCUCAAGUGAGAUUUGAGCUCUGAUCUUUGACUCUUUCCAGAACCUAUUCUAAAUUUCUACUGCAGGAGACCAAACAGCCAGAGACAAACUCCCACCUCUCUCUGAAAACUGAACCUUCUCUACCUUUUUACAGUAACAAACUUCAGUUCUUCUCUUGUCUCCCAAAAUAAACUCAACCCAGACGUUUCCGCUUUUUGUGUUAGUCAAUUUACAUUUGAAGGGACAUUUAUAGAUAAUUACAUUUAUGCAUUUGGCAGAAUCUUUUAUCCGAAACAACUUUUGCAGUUACACAUUUAUCAGUAUGUAUUUUACCUAGGAAUCAAACCCAUUACUUUGAUGUCGCUAGUGCCAUAUAAUGCCAGCACAAUACACUGUAGAAGCAAUAAUACAACACGAGUCCAAACAUUUACUCAGGCAGGUAUUACAGACAUUAAACACAACCAGCACUUUCAGCUGUGAAGUCACAAUGGUGCCCUAAAGCUGUAACCAUGGAAACCACUCUUUGUCAGUUUGCUGGAACGAUAUGGCAAAGCAUGGGCUACAGGAGGCAUUGGCGAUCGUUACCAUGGCAAUAACCAUAUAAAACAGUGAUGAUCAUCACAAGCCCUGCUUUUGUGUCUACAGUGUAGGUCAAAGGUUAGAUGCAGGAAGAAGACACAUAACAUUUCUAUUUGCACAACCUCACUGUGGAUUAAAAUAAACCACAUACGAAAUAUAGUUGUGCUAUUAUGUGAUAUCAAAUAACUCUCAGAGGAGAGCAGAAGGCACUGGAGCCGUCCAGGUAGGGGAGCUAUGCUCAAUCACGGGCUCAGUACCUGAUUAGACAUGCAUGGGUAAAUCCAGAGCCAUGGCCCUGCACUUCAGCAGUCUGUUCCAGUGUUAUUAAAUGAUCUGUUGGCCAGAGACUGUCUGUCUGAGGAAUUCAGAGAGAGCUGGGACAGUUUAACCCUGGCCGUGAUUGAACUUCGUCUGAAUAUACAAUGAUACAAACUGUAAAAAUGGAGUAGAAUUGAAGGGAGAACAUGAGUAGUUGCAGGAAUAAUAUCAAUAUAGCACAUCAAAAGGAAAAGAUUGUGGUAAACUGUCAAGUGUAUUGACGUAAUGGGCUCAAAUUCAACCUCAGAGGUAUUCUAGAUCUAAAUAAACCAAACUGGAACUUGAUCUCUGUCCAUGGUGCUGAAUUAAGCCUAUGACUGGCUUUCAUUUCUGAGCACUUUUUUUCCUCUGUAGAGACAAAUAUUGGUACAAAGUCUGUUUUCUGGGUGUUGAGUAAAAAUAUAGAGAGCUAAUGUUAAAUGUUUUUACUUCAUUAUUGCAUUAUUACAUGCCAAAUGUAUUCAUUUUGGUAUAAAGAUGAGUAAUGUUGUCUUUCGCACGCUCAUAAUAAAAAAUAAAGGUUCUUUAUUUAAAUCUAUGGUUCCACGGAACCUUUGAAAAAACAUUGAAAAUUGUUCUUUUAACAACUUUUCACUGAAGGUUCUUUCGGGAAGCCAAAAUGGUUCUGUUCCAUCGCUGUGAAAAGCUUCUUUUGGAACGUUUAUUUUUAGAGUGUAAAGCGCUCAUCACAUGAUCAGUUAAAGUAUGCUAUGUGUGUACUGACACAAUAAUUGUACGUUUAAAUCAGCAUAGUAGUAGGCUAAUUGCAAACGGUUUCUAUAACGCGUCAUGUUAUAACAGGCUGUCACACAAAAUACAAUUCCGUCACAUAAUCGUUGUCUCUAUUCGUGUUAUUAUGUAUGGUCUAACGUUAACAGACCAAUCAAAAAAGCUUUCCUUUCUACAAACCUCAUUCCCGAGAUUAGGUGUAAUGGGGGUGGGGGCUCCACCGGCAUUUACCGGCCGGCUCUUCGGGAAACUGGAACUUCUGAAUCAGCUCCGUAACUGAGCAUUUAAGUGCCGCAUCACGUUCGCAUGUGAAUAUUUUCUUUUGUUUGGACCUGUCUUGUGUUCAGCGCAGUGACGAAUGUCUUAAGUCGGCAAGGAAAUGCACACAAGUGGCCGAGCUGGAUCUGCGCGGAGAUCGCACGCAUUCUGCACCGCGGGUCGGUGGUGGAGAUUCGUGUUUUCAGACUGGUAACGGCGGAUAGCGGUCGUGCUGGGCGCGGUACGAGAUUAAUAUGGAUCAAUGACAUUCACCUAAUAGAUAAUGGAAUACACAAAACUGUAUUUGCGCAUUUGAAACUGUUUGUAAGUAGGCUACAUGACCAGUUCACUGUUAAAGAUACACCGUACUGGAUUCAUCAUCCUUUCUAAGACGCAGUGGACAUAUUCAAAGAGAAAAGUGAUUCGUUUCUAUUACGUGAAUUGAGCAUAUCACCUCCGGCACUCGGAUCAACAACGCAUUUAUGGAAACUGGGGUCUCUCAGAUGGCAUGGAACUGCAAAGACGUGACUGCAGGACCUGAUGAUAUUCAACGCAACGCUUCAUCAUUUCAGUGAUCCAGCUGCGUGGGUUGAACACUGAUGCUCCGUAUCUCUGAUGCUGAUGCUGGUUCAUCGCCCUUGCGCUGUUGCUGCAUUCUAGGAUGUUGCGACAAGUGUUGCACGAAGGGCUUAGGACGUCAUUCCACAAACUGGGCCACUUUGUCGCCAAUCACCCGGUGUUUUUCGCCUCCGCGCCCGUGCUGAUUUCCAUCCUGCUGGGCGCGAGCUUCAGCAGAUACCGCAUAGAGGAAAACGUGGAGUACCUGUUAGCUCCCAAACACAGCCUGGCGAAGAUCGAGGGGAACUUGGUGGAUAGUUUGUUCCCCGUGAACCGGUCCAAACACACGCUGUACUCGGACUUGCAAACACCCGGGAGAUAUGGCCGGGUCAUCGUGACUUCGCGCAGGGGGAGCGUGUUGGACCCCCACCACGUCAACUCGGUCCUAAAGUUACACAACACAAUCACUCAGAUCCAGGUUCCUAUGCUGGGAUUCAACUACACCUUUGCCCACCUCUGCUUACUGGACGAUAGCAAGAGCUGCAUCGUGGACGACAUCCUGCGGGUUCUGGAAGAGAUGAGAUCGGCACGGGCUUCCAACCGUUCAGCACCCCCUCUGCGUUAUCCAAUCACCAAACUCAAAGAUGGACGGGAGGCCUACAUUGGGCACCAACUGGGCGGAGUCCUGGCAGGUGGAGGGAGAGACGGGGUGCGUUCUGCUCGAGCCCUUCAACUCACAUACUACCUGCAAGCGGCCAGCCCACUGAACGAAGUGGUGGCGGCCAGCUGGGAGUUGCUGUUCUGCAGGGAGCUGGAGAACUUUGUUAAAGCUCAUCCGGAGCUUAGUCUGUACCCUUUUACCUCCUCUUCUCUUCAGAGGGACUUCCAAAGGACCAGUCGUGUAUCAGAGCGGCCGCUGCUCUUUAGCCUGGCUGCAUGUCUCUCACUAGCCAUGCUGUGCUGCUCAAUGCGAGACUGUGUGCGUACAAAGCCUUGGCUGGGUCUGCUGGCUCUAGUGACCGUCAGCCUUGCUACACUCACCUCUGCCGGCAUCUUCAACCUCACAGGAGGGAAAUACAAUUCAACAUACCUGGGCAUCCCUUUUGUCAUGUUAGGUCAUGGCUUGUUUGGCACAUUUGAGAUGCUGUCGUCUUGGCGUCGGACACGCGAGGACCAGCAUGUGAAGGAGCGGGUUGCUGCUGUAUUCUCAGACUGUAUGCUGCCCUUCACAGCUAGCACGGCCUUGCACGUGGUCACCUUCGGCAUCGGGGCCAGUCCGUUCACAAACAUUGAGGCCGUGCGUCUCUUCUGUCGGAACGCCUGUAUCUCAGUUCUCUUCAACUACCUCUACAUCCUCACCUUCUACGGCUCCAACCUGGUGUUUGCCGGCUACCUGGAAAACAACUACCGUCACAGUCUAUUCUGCAGGCGCGUACCGAAGCCUGAGUUGCUGCAGCAGAAGCCGGCGUGGUACCGCUUCCUCAUGUACACACAUUACAACGAGGAGGCCACAGAAGCAGGACCCCUACGUGCUUACGAGAGUCACCUGCUGGUAGCCUUUAUGAAACGGUACUACUGUGACUGGAUCACCAACACCUACGUCAAACCAUUCGUAGUUCUUUUCUACUUGGUCUAUGUUUCCUUCGCCCUCAUGGGCUACCUUCAGGUCAGUGAAGGGUCAGAUCUUAGUAAUGUGGUUGCCACAGAAACAAGCACUAUAGCAUACACCCGUGCCCAGCAGCGGUAUUUCAGCAGUUAUAGCCCUGUGAUUGGCUUCUACAUCUAUGAGUCCAUUGAGUACUGGAACACCAGCGUGCAAGAGGACUUACUGGAGUACACCAAAGGUUUUGAACGCAUCUCCUGGUUCGAGAGUUACCUCAACUACCUUCACGGGCUGAACAUCACCACUAGCUUGUCACGCAGCAACUUCACAGAGCGCCUGCGGUCUGGCUUUCUACGCCAACCCCGCUAUGUGCAUUUCUCAGACGAUAUCAUCUUUGCCAAACGUACGGAUGGGGAAUUUGAUGUGGUGGCCUCGCGUAUGUUUCUCGUGGCCAAGACGACAGAAAACAAACGAGAAGAGAUGUCAAUCCUACUGGACACACUGAGGAAGUUGUCGCUGACCUCCAGGGUGAAGUUCAUCAUCUUCAAUCCAUCCUUUGUGUAUAUGGACCGCUAUGCCUCAUCGGUUGGAGCACCGCUGAAGAACUCUUGCAUCGCUGCUCUCUUUCUGCUUUUCUUUUCCACCUUCUUGGCAGCUGACCCACUGGUCAACGCCUGGUUGACUGUGACAGUAGCCUCUGUUGAGUUCGGGCUGGUGGGUUUCAUGACUCUGUGGCGGGUAGAGUUGGAUUGUGUCUCAGUGCUGUGUCUGAUCUACGGGGUGAACUAUGCUGUGGACUCCAGCGCUCCGCUGGUAUCUGCAUUUGCUCUAGGCCGGGAAUCCACUCGUACGCGCUGGGUGAAACUGGCUCUGGAGCGACAUGGAGUUCCUGCCCUGCAGAGCUACUUGUGUUAUGGGGCAGCUCUGCUCCCUCUCGCGGCCGUGCCCUCGAACCUUACACGCACACUCUUCAGGUGCCUCUUUCUCACCGCCAUCAUCACCGCCUUCCACUGUUUGGCCAUUCUCCCUGUCCUGCUUACCUUCCUUCCUCCCUCCAAGAAAAAACGAUGUGAGAGAAAGAAUGGUGCGGAAAACAGGGAAGAAAUUGAGUGCAUGGAGAUGGUGGACAGCACACGUGUGGUUGAUCAGAUUACCACUGUCUGACCACAUGCCUGAAAAAGAGAGGCAGGCUGCAGGAUGUACAAGAGAGAAAAAAACAAAACACCCCCAAGGGGGCGACAGAGGAAGACCUGAGGUACGAGAGUUGGCCUUUGUGCAGCUGGGCUUCCAGUUACCAUACUUAGGGCAGAGAUGGCUUUUAAGUACUUCAUGGGUGUACUUUAGCAUAAACAAGUAUGAGCCCACAUUUUAAAAAAGGCUUUUGUUUGAUGGUAAAAGCAGAAGAUGAGUUUGAGGUUGAGCCAUUAGUGCUAUAUGUAUUGUUGUCAUGGUAAAAGCCCUAUGCAGGUUUGCUGCAGCUCAAUGAGAGCGAGGAAGGCCAGAUGAACCACACUGCUGCACAGUUGCAGAUAAUCACAGAGGGGGGCUUCUCUGGUCUGCAGUAUUACAGCAGCAGUAGAGCGGAAACAGUAACAAGCUAUUGCUUUGACAAAGCAUAGAUAGAGACUUACAAUAUUUCUGAUGCCCCAAGAACCAUAACAAGACUUUCAAGGGCACUAAGCUAAAGUCCAAGCAGCCAUAUUCAUAUCUGCUGAUAGCCAUGACUUUAAUGUGCCCCUCUUCUCAGAGGUUAGAGGUUUUGGUGAGACCAUAUUUUUGGAAUAUAGUGGUAUUAAAACUGUACAGCGUAUGACAAGAUCAGAAGGUUCAUAAUAUUUUCACCGACCGUGGUGACAGUCACCUCCCCCACCGUAACCAAGGUCUCAGAGGCAUUUAAGGCUGAUCUUGUAUAAAGGAAUCUAUAAGAGAGAAGAAAAAUGGGCGGGGAAAAGAGAAGGACUGAAGGGGGUAUGUGUUGGAGAGAUACACAGAAGCAAGACUCUGCUGACAGGUCGGUAUGCUGUGCAUUGCUUCCAUGGUAACUCUGGUCACAGUUUAGUUGCAUAGUGUAUGUAUAAUUUCCUACCCCCUAAGUUCAAUAAGGGCAAUGGUUACCAGUUAAGUUGCACUGCAGUGGGAGUAUAAUCUAUGAAGGAUUUAUCCCUGCUGCUCCUUGCUUAUUUUGUUUGCCUCUAAAAAUGCUGAAAAUCACCUUGUCACAGACAACGCUCUUCAUCAAUAUGCAUGAGUCUCUUCAUUUUCACCCUACUUUGCCCUCUGUGUAUGAGAGGCUUGAAAAAAAGAGAUAUAAAGAGACCUGGAGCAUAAAGAGAGUAUAGGAAAGGAGCAUCUGGCCUAUCAAAUCCACUUACUUUGCAAAUUCUCCUUGGCCCCAAAAGCAACUGAUAUCAAAUCAAUCAUGAGGUAAAACAGCAUCCCCUUUCAUUUUAAAAAUGUAACAUAGGUUUUUUGACCAUUCCCCACCUACUUGACCACCAGCCCUCACCUACUCCAUUCUUCUCCUAAAUAGUACUUCUGAAUCGCUGCACAGCCCACAAGCAUCUGGAUGAGAUAUAUACAGACACCUAUAUGGCUAAUUUAAUCUGCCCCUAUAUAUUUUCAGUGCUAGAGCCUCUCACAGCUGAUCUUACUGAUCUCAGUGCAGUAGCCAGUAUUCAAGACUCUCUCAGACUAAUCCAAGUAUAGUGCUCUGAAAGAUUCUCUCAACAAUUUAAAUAAAGUGUUCUAAGAUCUUUGAGUGAUCUCAGACCAGCAACCCAACUGCUGCUUUCACUGAUCUCAGCAUGCUGUUGAUCUCAGCUCUGUCUGAUCUCAGAACAGCACUGUAAAUAAAACUCACUAAUCUCUGAAAAGCACUGAAAUACAUCAAAUACAUCCUGCUUUUUCAGCACUUCUGUUGACAGGCCCUAUACUGAAUAAAAAAUGAUUUUCUUAAUCAGUAUUUUUGUUUAUCAAAACUGCAUAAAAUAUUAAGGCUUGUUUUCAGAGAAUAAACCUCUUUAUUUUUCGUACCCCUUUGACAAAUAGUAGUUUUAUCAUAAAUGAGCCUUAAUAUGUAAUGCAAUUUUGGUUAGGUAAAUUUAUCUUGUUUGAAUAUAGAAACAAGACGAAAAAAGACCCAAGAACAAAAGAUUAAGAAGAAAACAAAAAUACUCAUUAAGACAAUUAUUUUGUGCAGUGUAAUAGUAUCAAUCAUUUUCCCAAAUUUCUAUCUAUCUGUCUAUUUAGACAGCAUUAAUUUUGUAGGAUCAGCAGUGUGGUUUUAUGUGAGUAAAAUGGUCUAGUUAUGUCUAUGUACUUGAAUGUACUUGAAAGCGUGUACCCUUUAAGAGAAAUACAGUAUCAUGGACUUAGAAUGAUCUUCAUUUUAUAAAUGAAGCUAAAAAGUUCAUGUUCAUUACAAUCUCUUAUUUGCCUCCUGUCAAAACUGCUGGAUAUGAACAUUCAAUGCAAAGUCCUUCACAUACCUCUGCUUUACAGAUCCACUCAGGCUUACAUCCUUUCAUUUUUGUUUGUACAACACCUCCACUAUUUUAUUCAGUCCAAAUAUGAUUGCUCUGAAGCAGUAUUGGCACAAGGCCCUUUGAAGAUGUCAAAGCCAGUGGGAAGAAUGAGGGGGGGAAGUAUUUACUGUACACCCACACUGGCUUGCACACACACGUACAUACACAAAUUUAGAGUAGAGUACAUGCAUUCUACCUGACUGAUAUGCCUCUGGAAAUGAUUGUUGUUUUUUAUCUGUUUCUAUGAAUUUCAGAAGAAUAAAAAUAAAAAGAGGGUGAAAUGAAAAGUGAAAGAUAACAUAUCAUUUGUUUGUCUUAUUCCUUAUAUUAAACAGUAAAUUGAAUAAAUAUGUCUGCUGUUUUGCAGCAUGCUGCCAUCUAGUGGUCAGAGCAUGGCAACGUAAAGUUGUAGAUAUU